AUUCAGGAGGUCCCCCUUCACCUUGUGAAGGUUAUUGUGUGAAAGGAGGACGAGAGUGGGUGCGGUGUACUUUAGUCCAAAUUCUAUGGAUCAAGAUUUUUCUGAAAGGAGCACGAGGGGAAAAUACCAUAUCUAGAAACCCCUGGAGCUGUGACUGUCCUGAGGAGAACACUCCCCUCACACAUACUCGCCAACGGACUGUGGAGGCGUGAGAAGAGCCGUGGAGAGGAGCAGUUGACUUCAACCAGACUAAAAACAAGGAAGAGGGUAAAAAAGAGAGAGGGGGAGGAGAAUAAGAUGGAGGGCUUGCUUCCUGUGUUGCAGCGGCACCCUGGACUGUCUGUGUUGGUGUGCGCUCUGAUGUUCCGGGUGGCCCACCGACUACUACAGAACCUGCCUGUGCCCAAAGUGGUGAAGGUGGAUGACUUCCGCUCCUGGAAGUGGAGGAACCUCUCGGUCUCUAUGGUCCACUCCCUCCUGACAGGGACUUGGGCUGUGACCUGUGUGAUCAUUUGGCCUGAAAUGGCAACCAACAUUCACUCCUUCUACACGGCCCCAGCCUACAUGCUCAUCUGCAUCUCAUCAGGAUACUUCGUGCAAGAUGCAGGUGACAUCAUCCUAACUGGACACGCAAGAGGAUCCUGGGAGUUCUUAAUUCAUCAUUUCCUGGUGCUCUGGUGCUUCCUGUAUUCUCUGUACUCGCACCUCUACGUGGCCGGUGCUGUGGUGGCUCUCUUUGUGGAGGUUAACAGUGUCACCCUGCAUUUGAGGCUAAUGUUGAAGCUAGCAUCACAGCAGUCGUCUCCUCUGUACCAAAUCAACAAGUUCCUCAACCUCUUCACCUACGUCGUCUUCCGCCUCAGCGCACAGUUCUACCUCACGUAUUACAUCGUCCAGAACUAUUCCUGGAUGGACAAAGGAGGCUAUUUCCUGGUUACCAUGACCCUCAUGAACACCAUGAUCCUGAUCUACUUUUAUCGUCUUCUCCGGGCCGACUUCUUCCCCCCGAGCAGGGCUCACAUGGAGCGAAAUGGCACCCACAACAACAACGUCAAAAAGUUCCUCAAUGAAUGACACCGAGAGCGACAUGGCCGUAUAUCGGCUGUUGUGUUUGGUGUGUUUUGUUUUUUGGUUUGUUCGGUUACUGAUAUCAUUCCUCAUCAAGACGUCUCAUCUGGUUGUGUUGUGUCAAGCUGUGUCUUCACAACAAUAAUAAUGCUCUGUCUCUCAAUGGCUCGUGUUGUAGAGUGAGGCGGCCAGGAAAGGAUGGGGACAGUGGUACAUGCCCUAUAGUGAUGCUUCUCUACUAAUGAUUAAGCUCACUGACUGAAGAUCCCUCGCAGACACCCAAACAGGGCAGCAUACAGUGAGACUGGUCCAUUCACACUGGCUGGGAGAAUCCUACUAACUUACCUCUAGGAUACUGUGCCACUUGUGCUUCUGAUCAUAGCUAAUACAUUUGUUUACAAUUAUAGGAAUUUAUAUGAUUCAUGUGGAAUGCAUAUUUAACAGAAAAAAUAAAUAUAAAUGCUAACAUAA
Molecule: messenger RNA, 1539 nt
Organism: Coregonus clupeaformis (lake whitefish)
Lineage: Eukaryota; Metazoa; Chordata; Actinopteri; Salmoniformes; Salmonidae
Product: TLC domain-containing protein 1-like
Exons: 5
Coding region: 298-1074 (258 amino acids)
Biological process (GO): phospholipid homeostasis; plasma membrane organization; regulation of membrane lipid distribution
Cellular component (GO): plasma membrane
Source: RefSeq, a predicted model, not a curated record